This is a messenger RNA of Melampsora larici-populina 98AG31, 519 nucleotides long. RefSeq lists its product as uncharacterized. The coding region runs from base 1 to 519 and encodes 172 amino acids. The transcript has 4 exons. Lineage: Eukaryota; Fungi; Basidiomycota; Pucciniomycetes; Pucciniales; Melampsoraceae. The record is from RefSeq and is a predicted model, not a curated record.
AUGGCCCCAGAAAGCGUUGGGCCUGAAGUCCCCGGUAUGUAUGGUUUGUGCCAUUCACACACUACCAUUGUAAUGCGCAACAAAGCUGAGGAAUCAGUUGAAUGGGUUGUAAAGUGUGUAGCGUACGGUGGCACUGACAUUAUCUUAGAUGUAGACGGUGUAUAUUACUUGAAGGGAAGAGUAGUUGCUCUGAAUAAUAAAGAUAUUCAAAAGUUUUAUCAUGAGCCAGAUUUCCAAUUAUUGGCAAAUACCUCAGCAACCUUGAAUGUGGGUACUCAAGUGACAUUUGAAGUCAAAUAUUGGGUGAUGUGGUCUAAGCUUAUGGAAAAGUUGCAACCUCUCAUGACGGUUGGUAGGGAAGUGAUGCUUACUCAACACAUUGUGGGCCGUAAUGAGGAGCGCCAAAUGUGGAUCAUGCAGGUGACUGGGGUGAGCGUAACUUCAGGGUUGGAAAACUUUGUUCCAACUGCCCAAGUUGACCGAAACUCCACGCGGACUAUGCCUUGGGGUCAAGCUUGA